AUGCCGGCCUCCAACAACGCUACCAAGGGGCCCAAAAAUGCUUCCAAGCUCUCGAAAGCAUUUGCUGAUGAGACGCUUCGCAAGAACAUGCCGAACGGGCAAGAGUCGUAUUUUUUCUUCACCAUGCUCAAGCACCAAAUCACCAAACCCGAAUUUGACUGGGUGGCGAUUGCAGAGGAUAAUCGCCUGAAAAAUGCCGAGACAGCAAAGGUCCGCUUCGGCCAGAUCCGCCGUAAACUUGGCAUCGACAAAUGGAAGGGUUGGGCGAGCGGUAGGGCCACAAGGACUGCUUGGGCGCGCGAGAAGGAAAGGCAGCUUGCCCAACCUUCUGGUCUCUCUCCUUCUUCUUCGGCUUCCUCUGCUGGCCCGACCCCCGGCAGCGGCAGGCCCAACCCGACGCGCGACCCUCCCGCCGACCCCCUCACACCGACGCCAGUCGGCAUCGCCAAGCGCACCCCCUGUUCAUCUGCUCGUCGUGCUUCCCGUGGUGGUGCUUCUGCUUUCGGUCGUGGUCGUGCCGGUGCCCGUUCGCGUGCCGGCCGCAGGCGUCAUGAGACGCCUGAUGAUACUCCUUCCCCUACGCCCGAGCCAGAGACUGAGGAAGAGGAGGAGAGUGAGAAUGAGGGUGAGCCUACCGUGCCCACCAAGGAGGAGAAGGAAGAGUCUGAUGAGGAAAUGGAGGUAGAGGAGGAGGAGGAAGAGGAGGAGGAGGAGGAGAAGGAGGAGCCUGCCAAGCCCGAAGAGGAGGGCGAAGAGGAUGAUGACGAUGAUGACGAAGAAAAAGACGAGCCCGACGCCGACAGCAUCGGCCUGGCCUCCCUGCCGGAGGAGGUAGCCACCCCCAGCAGCCCAGACAUCGUCAAGCCCGACCCGGCCGCCCUCGCCGACCCCUUCGCGCCCACCCGCGCUGCUGACUCUGUUCCCGCCCAGCAACAGCAACCUGCGUCCGUUUCCGCGGCCCCCAGUACCGGACCUCAGCAGCCUUCGCCGUCUUUGCCCGCUCCCGGCCCCUUCGACGGUUUCCCCCUUUCAGCUCCCGUCCCCGGCCCAAUAAUGACGACGGUCAGCAUCCACCCAUCCCUGCCUCCUGUCCUUGUCCCUGUUCCAGCGGUCGCCCCUCUGCCUCUGGAUGAUAUGGGGCUUUCCAGAAUGAGGCCUCAUCUCUCGCCUAACUGGCCGGGCAACAACAGCACCGCCGGCUCUUAUCCGUCUGCCGCAGCGAUCGGAGCCACCGCCGGCCCCAACCCCAUUCUUUCUGCCGGUCCCCAUGGAAUCGCACAGUUCCCUAGCCUGGGCACGAACCAGUCGAUGGAGUACAACCAUCUGUUUCUGGACGGGAUGCAUGUGGGCACUAUGGUGAUGCAGCCUUUGACAGAGGAGACUAAGGGGUAUAUGGGGUUGGAUCAACCAGUUGGUAGGCGAUCGACGCAGCAGAGAGAGGAGCAGAUCGAGAGGGAGAUCCUACGUCGGAUAAGGGAUCAGAAGAGUAAAGAGGAGAUGGAGGCCGAGCCGGAGAUUGAUUUAGAUGAGUGGAUUAAAUGGGAAGGGGGCCAAGAGAAUUAUUAA
Thermochaetoides thermophila DSM 1495 is the source of this 1566-nucleotide messenger RNA. RefSeq lists its product as uncharacterized. The record is from RefSeq and is a predicted model, not a curated record. Bases 1 to 1566 code for a protein of 521 amino acids. The transcript is spliced from 2 exons. NCBI's taxonomy places the organism in Eukaryota, Fungi, Ascomycota, Sordariomycetes, Sordariales, Chaetomiaceae.